GUUUCAGUGAGUGUUUGCAAACACUGUUUGCUUUGUUUGUUGGCAUCACUUGCGCUGACAAUUGAUUUGCACUUCAUUUCGACCAUUCAUUACACCAUCGAUUCAAUCGCCGAGAAGUCGGACAACAAGUGCACGAAAAAUGAGCCGCAAUUCAAAAGAGGGCAUCGUAUUAGCCAUGGAUUGCGCGAAGACUAUGCGAGACGAGUGCCGUCGGGGCGACAGAAGUGUGUUUGAAGUGUCGAUACAAUGCCUGCAAAACAUUGUCCGCCAGAAGAUAUUCGCCGAAACCAAGAAUGAGUACCUAUUGAUGCAGUUCUCGGCCUCCGAUGGCGUGCGAGUGGUCCCCCAAAAGGGUGGUCUCAUGUGUCCACCAAAUUUCCACCUCUUGAGGCAUCUUAUGAGCGACUUGUCGGACGUGACGCGCGUCACAUCGGAUCCCAUCAGUGUGAUGGACGCGUUGGAUGAGGCCAUCAAACAGCUCGUGGACUACACGCGGCUUAAGAAGUUGUCGGACAAGAAGAUCGCUUUGUUGACAAACUUUGGACACUUCGACGACAAGGAUAUGCAUCGCUUUGACACCGAUAUCGGCGAACGUUUGCGUCAAUUGGGGAUUAAACUCAUUAUUAUG
Molecule: messenger RNA, 628 nt
Organism: Oppiella nova
Lineage: Eukaryota; Metazoa; Arthropoda; Arachnida; Sarcoptiformes; Oppiidae
Source: the annotation of a GenBank genome assembly